Molecule: messenger RNA, 249 nt
Organism: Pochonia chlamydosporia 170
Lineage: Eukaryota; Fungi; Ascomycota; Sordariomycetes; Hypocreales; Clavicipitaceae
Exons: 2
Coding region: 1-249 (82 amino acids)
Source: RefSeq, a predicted model, not a curated record
AUGUCUGCACGGUCGCGGUACAAAUCACGAAUUCGCGGCGCCAUUGGACAAGAGAAUGAAUUUGUCUUCAUAAACGGCAAUUUUGUAGUAGACAUCGAUGAUAAUCCAUGUGAGAUGAGCAAUUCACUUAUUUCGUACACCGUCAACGAAUCUUCAUUUGUUUUCCGGGUAAGGUACUCGCUAACAUCGGGGCGUUUAUCACUCUCCUUCCACAGCCCUGCAAAUGCUGCUACAGCAAAGUGGAGGUGA